This is a messenger RNA of Populus nigra (black poplar), 2374 nucleotides long. Its product is annotated as sugar transport protein 8-like. The coding region runs from base 658 to 2211 and encodes 517 amino acids. The record is from RefSeq and is a predicted model, not a curated record. Gene Ontology annotation, cellular component: membrane. Gene Ontology annotation, biological process: monosaccharide transmembrane transport. The transcript is spliced from 4 exons. Lineage: Eukaryota; Viridiplantae; Streptophyta; Magnoliopsida; Malpighiales; Salicaceae. Gene Ontology annotation, molecular function: monosaccharide transmembrane transporter activity.
UGUCGGAAAGAUUGUAGAGCGCUUUUCUAAAUCAUUUCUGGUAUCUAUCUUCGUAAGAUACAUCAAAGAUCUUUUAAUUAAGUGUUGCAUGAGCAAAAUCAGAGAUAAUAAUGAGUCAGGUCAAAGUUAUCCAUUAAGAUUUUUUUUUUAAAAAAAUUAUCUAUAAUUUGAGUCCUAGAUGCUGAGCUUGAGUGAGAGAUUUGAGGAGUUAGUUAAAAAUUCAAAUUCAAAUCUCUUAUCUUACACUACAUAAAUAAUAACAAUCAGCUAAUUCAAAAUAACUUUUAAAAAAUAUUAUCCAAAUGUUGUCCUUAAACUUUUUUUUGUUUUGAUUUAGAUCUUAAAUCUAAACUUGUGCUGGUAAUAUAGUCAUUCCAUCAAGUUUGAUAGCAAAUGCCUUUCUUUUAUCAAAUCACUUGAUCAGGAGUGUUGAUGGAAGGAUAAAAAAUUAAACUGAAGGACUAUAUUGCUGGUCAAAAACAUGGGAUUAGUACCUAAAUCAAAAUGAAGAAAAAAAAAGAAUCAAUCUUCUCUUGACCGAGAUUUCAGGAUGAUAUUUAACUAGUUAAUCUUCAUUCAAUCCAACCUUACAAUUCAUAGCUGAUAUCCUUGCUGAAAAACUGAUCAUAACAAAAGUGACUAACUAAACUCACAAUCAUGGCUGGUUUAUCCAUGGCUGAAUCAGGUGGUGGCCGAGACUUGCCUUCCAAGCUUACAUGGCAGGUCUUCAUUUGCUGCAUCAUUGCAGCCUCCGGUGGUCUCAUGUUUGGUUAUGAUAUUGGCAUUUCCGGAGGAGUGACGUCAAUGGAUGAUUUCUUGGAGAAGUUCUUUCCGAGUGUUUAUCUCAAGAAGCACGAGGCAAGAGAGGAUAACUACUGCAAAUAUGAUAACCAAUUUCUUCAGCUCUUUACAUCUUCACUCUACCUUGCAGCUAUUGUUUCUAGUUUUAUAGCCUCUUUCUUUUGCAAGAAAUUCGGCCGAAAACCCACUAUUCAAGCCGCUUCCAUCUUCUUUCUUGCUGGAGCCGUUUUAAACGCUGUUGCAGUGGAACUUGGCAUGCUGAUUGCUGGAAGGAUUUUUCUAGGUGUUGGAGUUGGAUUUGGCAAUCAGGCGGUGCCUUUGUUCAUAUCAGAAAUCGCACCAGCAAAAUAUAGAGGAGGCCUUAACAUUUGUUUUCAGUUGCUAAUCACAAUAGGCAUUCUGAUAGCAAAUCUGAUCAAUUAUGGUACUUCAAAAGUGCAUCCUUAUGGCUGGAGAAUUUCCCUAGGGUGCGCUGCAGUGCCCGCUAUAAUUCUCGCCAUUGGAUCUCUUGUAAUCAUGGAAACCCCCACGAGCCUUUUAGAGCGGGGAAAGAAUGAAGAAGCUCUGCGUGUUUUAAGGAAGAUUAGAGGUGUUGACAAUGUAGACAAAGAAUAUGCAGAGAUUUUGAAUGCUAUUGAAUUGGCCAAACAAGUCAAACACCCUUACAGAAAUCUCAUGAGUCGGUCUAAUAGGCCUCAACUUGUUUGUGGCACUGUUCUUCAAUUCUUCCAGCAGUUCACUGGAAUCAAUGUUGUGAUGUUUUAUGCCCCAGUGUUGUUUCAGACUAUGGGUUAUGGCACUGAAGGGUCACUACUGUCAGCUGUAGUCACUGACUUGGUCAAUGUACUAUCCACAUUGGUUGCAGUUUUUCUUGUUGAUAUUAUUGGAAGAAGGGUUUUGCUCAUAGAAGCUUGUCUUCAGAUGCUUGCUGCCCAGUCCAUAAUGGGAAGGAUUCUUGCUGUGCAUUUGAAAUCUGCCAAUAUCAUGCCGAAAGGUUCUGCAAAGCUUGUGGUCAUCUUGGUCUGUGUAUUUGUGUCUGGUUUCGCGUGGUCAUGGGGUCCUUUGGGCUGGUUGAUUCCCAGUGAAAUCUUCCCUCUGGAAACAAGAAGUGCUGGUUUCUUCUUCGCUGUUAGCAUGAACAUGUUUUGUACCUUCCUUGUUGCUCAAGCAUUCCUCACCAUGCUAUGCCACAUGCGAUCUGGGAUUUUCUUCUUCUUCGCUGCCUGGAUUGUUGUCAUGGGUAUUUUUGCUAUUUUCUUUCUUCCUGAGACGAAGGGGAUCCCAAUUGACGAAAUGAAUGAAAGGGUAUGGAAGAAGCAUUGGUUCUGGAAGAGGUACUAUGAGGAUUCUGAUAUUAAAAAGAGAAGCCAGGAAAUUCAAGAUAAAUCAGAGGGAGAAUCAUUAGAAUAAAAUGCGUUGUUUAAAUUAAUCUCGUUAUAUUAUCAUCGUUUUCCUUUGAUCUUGUUCUCUUUUUUAGGACACUUAAUAAGUUGGUUUCCUGUUGUUUUCUUCUUCUUGUUUGCCGAGAUAGAGGCAUUUGGUAAAAUUAUAAAUAAAAUCUUUUAAAAUAUUU